Messenger RNA from Zophobas morio, 1871 nucleotides. RefSeq lists its product as uncharacterized. The record is from RefSeq and is a predicted model, not a curated record. Lineage: Eukaryota; Metazoa; Arthropoda; Insecta; Coleoptera; Tenebrionidae. The transcript has 4 exons. The coding region runs from base 687 to 1184 and encodes 165 amino acids.
AACGGUAUUUUGUCUUUUCGUCUUGCGAUUUCGUUUUGUGAUUUCCCAAAGAGGAACAGCUGCUGAAAAAAUGGAUUGAAAAUGUCAACGCGCCUCUUUUUAGUUCCAUGGAAUCAAGCGAAAUCUAUAAAAAAUAUGUGUGUAAUAGACAUUUUUCUACCGAUUUCAAUGUUCCUGGAACAAGACGGGGACUUCGUAGAGAUGCUUUUCCGAAUAUUUGUUUAUCAGCAGGUAUGUACAAACAAUUACAAUUGUAUUACAAAGUGUCAUCAGUAAUAAGUAAUGAGCGAUAAAAAAUAUACACUGCCGAGCAUAAAAUUCGGGUCACCCGUAAUUUUUUUCCGAUAUAACAUACUCUAUGAACUGAUUGCUUUAAAAAAUGUUGUUGUUUCGAUAAGCGUUUGACAAAAAAGGAGUCCUCCAGCCAAAUUCUUAAAAACCAUUAUCAGCAUUGUUUUUUUUGGUGUUAUCUGUCAAUUGCAAAUUCAUCUGCAAAAAGUGAAAAAUGUAAACAUAAGCGAGUGGACAGUUCAGAUUUAAAUCCCAUUCAACAUGUUUGUGAUGAGAUAGGGAAACGUUUACGCAGACAUGUGCCGGCCCCCAGAAAUUCUAGAGAGCUUCGCAACAUAGUGGUGCAGAAAUGGAACAAUCUUCCGCUGAAUAUAACCCAAAAUCUUAUCCAAAGCAUGCCUCGUCGUUUGCAAUUUCUUUUGUUUCAUCGAAAAGCAUAUCAGCGUAAAAUUGUUCAUUUUCAUUACUUUGCAUAUCAAAUUGUCCUACAAGGGAAAGAGAAAGAUGACGUCCAUUUGACGUCAAUGGUUGAAGAAGCAGCCUCAGUAACUAGUGAUUUUAUUCAAUCACCAGUAAUCCCAAAUGUAGAAGAUGAAACUUGUUUCAUUCAGCAACAGCUAAGAAACCAGAAACUUAAACCCAAAAGUCGCAGAUUUACGUUAAAAGAGAAAUUAUUGUCUCUAACACUUUUUAAGGCCAGUGCGAAAGCAUACCGCUUAUUAUCCAAGAUUUUUUGUUUGCCGUCACCUGGGACAUUAAUUAAUUUAUUAAAUAAAAUUCCACUCCGCCCUGGCUUGAAUAAACGCCUAAUGGACAGUUUCAAGCAGUCAGUGGCAAAAUUAAAAGAAAACGAUGAACAAGAUGAAGGUGUCAUUGAUGGCGCAAGUGUUUAGUUUUAAAGUGGGAUCCUUGAUGAAACGUAUUUCACAAUGGGGUCUUCAGUAUGACAACAGCUUACCUGCUGAAGCAGUGCAAACUGCAGAUUUCAUCUUGUUUAUGGAUAUGUUAUUUGACAGCCUCAAUGGUAAUGCAAAACAAGCGCCAGUAAGUAAACCAUUUAAAGGAGGGGUUUCGACUGAUUCUGGACAUAAAAAGUGGUGGGAAGAAUCUGUGAAAGUAAUUAAAACAAUGCGUUUUUGGAAUAGUAAAAAGGGCAUAUAUGUAAAAGUCCCAUGGACCAAAAAUUUAGUUAAAACAAUUGAAGGUUUCUUGUAUUUACGAACAAGAUUGUUGACGCGAGUAAAGUACUUUUUGCCACGUGCUUUGAAUCAAGAACACAGAUUUGUGAUCUUGAAAUGUUAUAUUAUGUUGAUAUAGUUCAAAAGAAAAAUAUAUUUGUAAUCAAAGUAUCGACGCGGCGGCACUGGAUCGAGCGUCUGAAACAUCAUUCCGCCCGUUGAUAAUAAGACAAAUUUGAUAUUAUCGUUAUCUCUUUUUUAUUAUCAACUUUUAUACAAUUUAUUUCACAAUAAAUUAGACUGUAUUGAUUUAAUAUAUAGUUCUGUUUUAUACUGAUUCUAGCCGUACAAACAUCUCAGUUUGCUUUUCAGUUUCGGCUAUAUCAAAUUUAUUCAACAAAA